This is a messenger RNA of Sus scrofa (pig), 1887 nucleotides long. NCBI's taxonomy places the organism in Eukaryota, Metazoa, Chordata, Mammalia, Artiodactyla, Suidae. The record is from RefSeq and is a predicted model, not a curated record.
GGCAGUGGAGGGGCUCCCAAGGGCUGACUCCAGGGUUCAUCCCCCAGAAGAAAACCAUACAGACGAACUUCAGGUCAACAUGAUGGUUCUGAAAGUAGAAGAGCUGGUUACAGGGAAGAAGAACGGCGGUGGGGAUGCUGGGGAGUUCCUUCCUGAGGAUUUCAGAGAUGGAGAGUAUGAAGCUGCUGUCACUUUAGAGAAGCAAGAGGACCUGAAAACCCUUCCGGCCCACUUUGUGAGCCUGGGAGAACAACAGUGGAAAAUUGAGAAAGAGCGCGAGGCCGAGCUCAAGAAGAAGAAACUAGAACAAAGAUCAAAGCUUGAAAAUUUAGAAGACCUUGAAAUAAUCAUUCAACUGAAGAAAAGGAAAAAAUACAGGAAAACGAAAGUUCCAGUUGUGAAGGAACCUGAACCUGAAGUCAUUACAGAACCUGUGGAUGUGCCUAGGUUUCUGAAAGCUGCCCUGGAGAAUAAACUGCCAGUGGUAGAAAAAUUCUUGUCAGACAAGAACAAUCCAGAUGUCUGUGAUGAGUAUAAGCGGACAGCUCUUCAUAGAGCAUGCUUAGAAGGACAUUUGGCAAUUGUGGAGAAGUUAAUAGAAGCUGGAGCCCAGAUUGAAUUCCGUGAUAUGCUUGAAUCCACCGCCAUCCACUGGGCCAGCCGUGGAGGAAACCUGGAUGUCUUAAAACUGUUGCUGAACAAAGGAGCAAAAAUCAGUGCUCGGGAUAAGGUAUUUCUCCUCCUGCCCCCUUCCUUCUCCUCCCUGCCCCUUCGCACAUGCCUUGGGGUCUGGGCUGGCCUCUGGGGCUCAGCAGGCUCUUCUACUUCACAGUUGCUCAGCACAGCGCUGCACGUGGCGGUGAGGACUGGCCACUACGAGUGUGCAGAGCAUCUCAUUGCCUGUGAGGCAGACCUCAACGCCAAGGACCGAGAAGGAGAUACCCCCCUGCACGACGCCGUGAGGCUGAACCGGUACAAGAUGAUCAGACUCCUGAUUACGUAUGGCGCCGACCUCAAUGUCAAGAACUGUGCUGGGAAGACCCCGAUGGAUCUGGUGCUGAACUGGCAAAAUGGAACCAAAGCAAUAUUUGACAGCCUCAAAGAGAACUCCUACAAAGCCUCUCGCAUAGCAACUUUCUGAGAAAAAAGACAGACUCUUCCACAGGCUGCUCUUCACCAGCAUUUUGAAGUUGCCGCCCCAAAGAGCAAACCCUCCUGAAAUCCAGCUUCUGUUUAUCAACCUGUUGUAAAGCUGCACCUAAUGAUAUUUUGAGAAAGCACAGGAACAUAGGUAUCUCCCUUAGUGAAACUCACUCUAUGUAUUUGUAUUUACUCCUGUUUAUUUAUUUAUUUACUGUGAUACUGCCCAUACCCAGCUCCUUCAUGACCGUCCCUCUAGUGAACAAGCUUUGUAUGUAACAUGUCAGAGCCUUCCCGUAGGUAGCUCUUAAAACCCUGUUGACCAGCAGUGCGUCACUGCCUACUUCUGUGUCACCUUGCUUAUCUAAGAUGUUGCACGGUGUUUUUGAAAGACAGAGGGGAUGAUUGUUGCCCUCUUUUCUCCUGAAUUUUUAAUGCUGGAGUUUGAGGUCAUGGAAGGCCUGCAGUGACAGAAAAGGAAAUGGGAUGAAAGUGACUCUGUGAGAAGGACAAGCAAACCAUUUGAUGCCUGGGCCUGGUAUUUCUUACCAAGUCACACGCAGCGCAUACCAAGGUGUGGAGAACGUCAAGAGUGUAAGCGGAGCGCAGUGGAAGGGGCAGGCCAUUUGGGCCGUGCCGAACCGAAUGUGUGCAAAAAAGAAAAGUGACUGUGAACUGUAAAUGUGUAAAUGUAUAUUAUGUUGUAUGGAUAUUUUAUAUUCAUAAUAAAAGCAAAUUAUAAACCUC